ACAUUAAUUAUAAUCACUAGUUUGGCUGCAGCUGCUGGAUAAAAAAAGUUUCUAACUUUGGAUAGGGGUAAAGGAUAUUAAUACCUGAAGUCAUUUUUAAGUGAAAUUUAAUAUCCACCACUUUGUGCUUUUAUAAUGUGAGAGACAUUCAUUGACACCUCUGGUCAAAAUGUUUAAACCUAAGAUAAAUUUAUGUUUUAUUGCUACAAUAUAUUAGGAAAGCACUUAUUCUUCUCAAUUAAUAGAGGAACUUUCCCGUUUAUACAUUCACAGAUUUUGUCAAAGAAUGACAUCUGGAUAUUUGUGUUUAAACUUGUGUUUAUCUGUAAAAGAUGAACAGGUUUCAAAAAAUAGUAAAGAGAUGGUAUUGCUCGACUUUAUAGUACGACACACAGGUUUGAUUGAUAGUUUAUAAAUGGGCAAGCAUCAAAUUAAGAUGUUGCAUUGGUGGGUUAAAGAUAUAAGAAUAGAAAGUCAGGAUUAAUAAAGAAAAACUUGACUUUACUUUAAGCAGUUUCAUUGUGAAGUCCUCAUUUUUUCAUUCUUUUCGUUUAACAUUUUGCACUUUCGUCCCAGUAGGUGGCGGUUAUGUACCUUAUGCUAGUUGCCAACCAUCAAAAAACAUCCACAGAAGAAGAAGAAGAAUGACGUCAUUGGAUAGCGGCGCCGUGGUGGACUGGAAUGGGACCUGAAGAUUUUUCCCAAAUUUUGAUAGCUUAAUCCAUGAAUGGCGCCGAAACAGGACCCGAAACCUAAAUUUCAAGAAGGUGAAAGAGUGCUGUGUUUUCAUGGGCCAUUGCUCUACGAAGCUAAGUGUGUUAAGAUUAAUAUCAAGGACAAACAGAUCAAAUACUUCAUUCAUUACAGUGGUUGGAAUAAGAACUGGGACGAAUGGGUUCCUGAAAGCAGAGUACUGAAGUAUGUGGACAGUAAUCUUCAGAAACAGAAAGAGCUUCAGAGGGCCAAUCAAGACCAUUAUGUAGAAGGGAGAAUGAGGGGAGCUGCACCGAAUAAGAAGAUCCCUGCUGCAUCGCAGAAAAAUGAUGUGAAAACCAAAAAGAACAAACAGAAGACUCCUGGAGCAGGAGAGGGAACGAGUUCAGGAGGAGAUCCAACCCAUCCUCCCAGGAAGAAGAGAGCACGAGUUGACCCAACUGUUGAGAGCGAGGAAACCUUUAUAAACAGAGUUGAAGUUAAAGUAAAAAUCCCAGAGGAGCUUAAACCAUGGCUUGUGGAUGACUGGGAUCUGAUCACACGUCAAAAACAGCUUUUUCACCUUCCAGCCAAAAAAAACGUUGACGCUGUCCUCGAAGACUAUGGAAACUACAAAAAAUCAAGAGGAAACUCUGACAGCAAGGAGUUUGCUGUGAAUGAGGUGGUCGCCGGUAUCCGUGAAUAUUUCAAUGUCAUGCUGGGGACGCAACUUCUCUACAAAUUUGAGCGGCCUCAGUACGCAGACAUCCUGGCUAACCACCCCGACACAGCCAUGUCUCAGAUCUACGGCGCGCCUCACCUACUCAGACUUUUUGUGAGAAUUGGGGCUAUGCUGGCAUACACUCCCCUGGAUGAGAAGAGUCUUGCGCUGCUUCUCAGUUAUCUACAAGACUUUCUCAAGUAUCUCGUUAAGAACUCUGCGUCACUCUUCAAUGUAAGCGACUAUGAAGUUGCUCCUCCAGAGUAUCAUCGAAAGGCGGUCUAAAUUUUAUUUUAUUUUUUGGUUAGAUCUGAAACCUUUGUGUGUUAAAGAUCAGAAAACUUUCAGUUGAAAAAAAACCUUCUUUGAAGCACAGAUUUUGUAACAUUAUUUUUACUCUAAGAAGAAUCAUGUGUGAAUGAAGUUGGGUUUUUUUUUUGUUUGUUUUGUUUCUUUUCCAAGAGGAACGCUGCUGAGAACUUUUUCCCCCAUGUUGGUAUGUUUUUCAUUACCACUUUUUUUGUUUACUUUGUUUUUUUUGUCUGAGGCUAAUUCACAAAUUUGGACAUUACUGUUGUUUUUCUUCUAUUUCCUGACUUGAAACAGAUACCGGUUACAAACGUCCUGGAAGGAGUUAUUUUCUAAUAAAAGUCUUUCAUUCGUUA
Gambusia affinis (western mosquitofish) is the source of this 2079-nucleotide messenger RNA. It is a transcript of the gene morf4l1, whose product is annotated as mortality factor 4 like 1. The record is from RefSeq and is a predicted model, not a curated record. Lineage: Eukaryota; Metazoa; Chordata; Actinopteri; Cyprinodontiformes; Poeciliidae. Gene Ontology annotation, biological process: chromatin organization; regulation of DNA-templated transcription. The transcript has 12 exons. Bases 728 to 1699 code for a protein of 323 amino acids. Gene Ontology annotation, cellular component: nucleus; NuA4 histone acetyltransferase complex.